AUGUCGCUCGAACUGUAUCGUAGAUCAAGCUUAGGAAUGGCGCUGACUGAUGCCCUAGACGAGUUGGUCAUCAGUGGAGUAUUAUCGCCAACGAUCGCCAUGAAGGUGCUUAGUGAGUUCGAUAAAAGUGUGUGUAGGUCACUUCGAGCUUCGAAAGUAAAGGCGAGCGUAAAGGGUCAGCUACAUACGUAUCGCUUUUGUGGAAACGUCUGGACAUUUAUUGUCGAGAAUGCGAUCGUGAAUAUCGCAGAUGUGGACGUCCAGUCUAAGGAGGUCAGAGUGCAACUGCUCAAAGUCGUGGCUUGUGACAGUAAACUCGGAGACGUGAGCGGUAGUGUGUAG
This is a messenger RNA of Ostreococcus lucimarinus CCE9901, 342 nucleotides long. RefSeq names its product Transcription initiation factor IIA gamma chain, probable (gene Tf2aS). Gene Ontology annotation, biological process: RNA polymerase II preinitiation complex assembly; transcription initiation at RNA polymerase II promoter. The transcript has 2 exons. The coding region runs from base 1 to 342 and encodes 113 amino acids. Lineage: Eukaryota; Viridiplantae; Chlorophyta; Mamiellophyceae; Mamiellales; Bathycoccaceae. Gene Ontology annotation, cellular component: transcription factor TFIIA complex. Gene Ontology annotation, molecular function: RNA polymerase II general transcription initiation factor activity; TBP-class protein binding. The record is from RefSeq and is a predicted model, not a curated record.